Messenger RNA from Medioppia subpectinata, 871 nucleotides. The record is from the annotation of a GenBank genome assembly. Lineage: Eukaryota; Metazoa; Arthropoda; Arachnida; Sarcoptiformes; Oppiidae.
GAUUGUUAUAUUUGUGUGCUAUAUUUUAUACAAUUUAUUUUACAAAAAAACAUAUAUAAAAACUAAUAAGCAAGUAUUUUCAUAUGAUUGUAAUGCUAAUAUUGAAACCCCUGAAUACCCCAACACUUGGAUUGUGAUCAUGACGUCAAGAGAUCUGCCCCUCAAUGGUGUGAAACCCUUUGAAAUGUGUGGCAAACAAUGUGUGGCAUUCAGGGGUGGAUCGGGUGCUGUCCACGUGUUGUCCGCCUAUUGUCCACAUUUGGGCGCAAAUCUCGGUGUCGGCGGACAUGUGGUGACUGAGUCAGAGUCGGGCGACGACUGUAUUCAGUGUCCAUUCCAUGGCUGGAGGUUUGGCGGAGACGGACAGUGCAAACGCAUACCUAAUCUCAACGAGUCUGAGUUAAAUGCAGUGAAAGCUGUGGUAAAGAAAUGGCAGACAAUAGAGAAGAAUGAAGUGAUAUAUGUUUGGCACCACUCGGAGGAUAAGGACCCCAAUCACUACCCAAAGGAUUUUCUCGGAAAAAACUAUCACAAUCUAUCACUGAUAGGCAGUUAUCUCAGACUUCUGCAUUGUAACUAUCAGAUCAUACUGGAGAAUGGGUCUGACUUUCAGCACUUUAAUUACAGACACCAGGUGCUCAUACCAUACAUAACUAGUUUAAAAUUUUCAUUUGAUAGCACGUAUGAAACAGUGACGGAGAUUACAAUCACCGGUAGAAUGACCAUCUAUUUACUCGGCAUGGAGUUGGUCACUGUACCCAUUAAACUGUGUCACGUGUCACCAGUGACUGAGUUGCUAUACAUGGGCACAGAUGAAUCAAUGCUGGGCACUGUACUAUCGUUGGCUACACUAGAAGUACCUAAGGACUAA